UUUCCCGGCGUCGCUGCCAGGGUUGAUAAGACAGAUCGGUGCGCCUUGGUGCUCUAUGACUAUAUAAAGCGGAUAGUUCUCAACACUCAGCAUCAGUUGUCAACUGCAAAUUCUUUGGAGUCAAGCUCAGCAUUCAACCACAAAAACCAACAACAUGAAAUUCCUAUCACUCGCCUUCGUUCUGGGUCUGCUGGCUCUGGCCAACGCCACUCCACUGACUCCUGGCAAUGUCAUCAUCAACGGCGAUUGCCGCGUCUGCAAUGUGAGGGCCUAAGGGCAGCGGAGAAGGAAGGAUGCCAGUUGAAGUUCACACAGCCACACAUAUUUUUAAGUCGAAAAUGUAAUUGAAAUUCCCAGAAUCAAGUGCCCAUAUUAAAAAAAUAUUCCAGACAAA
This is a messenger RNA of Drosophila simulans, 394 nucleotides long. RefSeq names its product bomanin Short 3 (gene BomS3). Gene Ontology annotation, biological process: defense response. The record is from RefSeq and is a predicted model, not a curated record. The transcript is spliced from 2 exons. The coding region runs from base 155 to 274 and encodes 39 amino acids. NCBI's taxonomy places the organism in Eukaryota, Metazoa, Arthropoda, Insecta, Diptera, Drosophilidae.